AUGGCCCCCGAUGGCACGGCACGCAUGAGCACGUCAGUGGAAGCGCCGACUGCGGGGAGUGGCUUUGCCGCCGUUCGAGCGAUGCAAGAGAAGCUCACGAUAGAGGAGGUUCGCGUCGUCCUCGAGGAGAUCGGGGCGGAGGGCGCUAUGAAGAAUCAGGACGCGUUCCGCGCGCUUCUGCAGAAGAAGGAUGAGAAGCUUUCAAUGGCAGCCCAGCUCGUGAGGGAGAGCACCGUCGCCAACAAGUGUUGUCUUGCUGAUGUUCUUGCAGAUUUGGCGACGACGUCUCCUCUACCCGCUGACGUGACCACUUGGCUUACCUCGCGCCUCCGCUCUUUUCAGCCAGACGAAGCUAGCACCUACACGGAGGCGGUCUUGGAGGGUUUGGUGAUGAAGUGCGACGAGUUUGAGAAUAUUCAUUUGCUAAAGUCGGAGCGUCUUCACCCCGAAGCAUGGAACUUUCGGAAGACGAACACUGCAGAUCUGCCAGUGUUUGGCAGCGGGCAGUGCCACCUGGAUGGGAUAAAGUUCUUGGCCAAGGAUUUGAAAGAGAAGGGCUACGACAAGGUCCUCUGGUUCAACAUGCGCGAGGAGCCCCAGCGGCUGUGUAAGGACUGCGUGGCGGCGGCCGACAACACAGAAGGGAAGACUCUGCCCGUGUACUACCAGGUCGGAGCCGGAGACAAUAUCGAGAAACAGUUGAAGGCGCCAGCGGAUCGCUCGUUUACCGUGCGGGAUGCGUACGACCACCUCAAGACUGAAGCUGGUAUGCCAGAGCUUAUCUAUAGCCGCGUGCCCAUCGCUGACGAGACCGCGCCAGAGGAAGGAGAUUUUGACCAGCUCGUGAGAGAGCUGAAGCCACUCGCGCGCAGGGGCGUGAAAAACGACACAGCGCUUGUCUUCAACUGCCAAAUGGGCCGGGGCCGCACGACGACGGGAAUGGUCUGUGGGUCCAUUCUCCUCCUGGCGGCGAGGGGAUGGACCCCGCCGAAGGAUGUGCCGCAGCUUCCGGAGCCUUCGGCCAAGGAGCGCAACCGCACGCGCGGGGAGUUCACAUCGGUCCUGGAGCUGCUCCGCCUGGCCGGCAUGGCAAUGGCGGGGCGCGGUCUGGCGGCGAAGCUCCUGGCCGACCAGUGUUGCGACGACUGCGGCCACGCCCAGAACAUGGUGGAGGCCAUCGUGCAGUGCACGGACGCUGCCUCGAAGGCGGAGCCGGGAGCGGCACGCUCGCCCGAGUUCUGGGCGAAGCGGGCGCACAACUACCUGGAGCGCUACGCCUACGUCCUCCUCUUCGCCGCCUACGCGCUCGAGGACGUGCACAGCGGCUUCGAGAGGUCCUUCGGCGAAUGGAGCCGAAGCCACUGGCAGUUCAAGCGUGUCAUCAAGCACCAGACGUUGGAGCACGCAGUGGGCCACCGCCGGACGCACCCCGCCGGCCUCCUGGCCACCGCUGGCGAGCAGGCGACGCCAGCCACUGAGGCGGUGGAGCACCUGCGGCAUCCGCGCGACGGGGCGGUGCUGAGGCUGAUCUUCAACGACGCGCGGCGGCGCCACGUGGCCAGGGCCACCUACCAAGACCGCGCGGCGGGGCUGGCUCCGGUAUGCCCGCUGGGCUCCGGGGCCGCCUCGCAGGACGUGGUCGCCGCGGCCCGGAAGUGCGUCAAGUCCGCCCACCUCCUCCGCGAGCUGCCCCCCGCCGCCCAUGCCACCAGGGUCCGCACCAACGCCACGGAGCGGCUGCCGCCCGUCCGGGCGAAGACGCUGGCGGUGGACAGGUUUCAGAACCUCCGCGUGCAGGUCCAGAAGGAGCACGCGAAGCAG
Molecule: messenger RNA, 1821 nt
Organism: Prorocentrum cordatum
Lineage: Eukaryota; Dinophyceae; Prorocentrales; Prorocentraceae
Source: the annotation of a GenBank genome assembly